Messenger RNA from Sclerotinia borealis F-4128, 744 nucleotides. NCBI's taxonomy places the organism in Eukaryota, Fungi, Ascomycota, Leotiomycetes, Helotiales, Sclerotiniaceae. The record is from the annotation of a GenBank genome assembly.
AUGCCACCGCGAAAAAGUGAUGUUGCGAAACCUGUUACGGGAGAUGAAGCUACGCCUGUGAAAGAGAAAGAGUCGGUUGGGAGAGAGGGAGUUAGUAUUGAGGAUCUUAAUCUUCCGAAAAGUAUCGUAACGCGAUUGGCAAAGAGUGUGCUGCCGCCCAAUACCCAAAUUCAGGGAAAUGCGAUGUUGGCGAUGGGUAAGAGUGCGACGGUUUUUGUUAAUUAUUUGGCUAUGCAAGCAAAUGAGAACGCACAACAUCGAAGUGUCAAAACGAUAGCGCCGCAGGAUGUUUUUAAAGCGUUGGAUGAUUUGGAAUUUCCGGAUUUUAAACCGAGGUUGGAGGCGGAGCUUGCGAAAUACAUCGAAAUGCAAAGCGACAAGAGAAAUACAUAUAGAAAGAAAGUCGCAGCUGAUAAAGCAUCUGGGGAACAAGGGGCAGGAGAAGACGAGGAAGGCGAUUCGGAAAUGGUGGAUCGAGAGGGGGAUGGAGAACCGAAGGCUAAGAAGGUUAGGAGGGAUGGGGGCAGUGAGGAGACGAAUGAUGAGAUUGAAGAGGAGGAAGUAGAUGUGGAUGAAGAUCAUGAUGAGGAAGAUGACGACGAUGUAGAAGAUGGCGAGGGUGAAGCGGAGGGAGAGGGUGAUGCAGGGGGGGAAGAUGAUGGAGAAGAAAGACUUGAGGUUGAGGAGCCGGAAGGAAAAGAUGCGGAAGAUGAGGCGCUGGAUAAUGGGGAGGAUAGUGAUUGA